GUGUGGCGGAAAUGAAAUCCAAAGCCCUCUUUCAGUGGUACGAGUAAGGUCAGGGGCGAAUCGGAAGACAGCAGAUGGGACCCAUUAAUCUAAAGUGACUGCAGCAGGUGUAUGCACAAAGCCGAGGCCAUGGGAGCGGGGAAACGAAGGCUGUGGUUGAACCAGGAAGCGGGGCAGCUGGGCUUCCGGCGCAAAAGAGUUUGCGACUACGGCUGCCGCACGGGCCCAUCCGAUUCCGGCUCCGCGCUCUGAGGUGCAGUCAGCGUGCGCCCUUGCCCCGCCCUGAUCAGUGUGGAGCCCGCCGGCCAGGCCUGCGCAGUCGCGGCGGCCGGGGAAGAUGGUGGAGGACGGCGCGGAGGAGCUUGAGGACCUGGUGCACUUCUCCGUGUCCGAGUUGCCUAGUCGCGGCUACGGCGUCAUGGAGGAGAUCCGACGGCAGGGCAAGCUGUGCGACGUGACGCUCAAGAUUGGGGACCACAAGUUCAGUGCUCACCGGAUCGUCCUAGCAGCGUCCAUCCCGUACUUCCACGCCAUGUUUACCAAUGACAUGAUGGAGUGCAAGCAGGACGAGAUUGUCAUGCAGGGGAUGGACCCAAGUGCCCUGGAGGCGCUCAUCAACUUCGCCUACAACGGCAACCUGGCCAUUGACCAGCAGAACGUGCAGUCACUGCUGAUGGGGGCGAGCUUCCUGCAGCUGCAAAGCAUCAAAGAUGCCUGCUGCACGUUCCUCCGAGAACGGCUCCACCCCAAAAACUGCCUGGGUGUGCGCCAGUUCGCAGAGACGAUGAUGUGCGCCGUGCUGUAUGACGCGGCCAACAGCUUCAUCCACCAGCACUUUGUGGAGGUGUCCAUGUCGGAGGAGUUCCUGGCCCUGCCGGCAGGGGACGUGCUGGAGCUCGUGUCCCGGGAUGAGCUGAACGUGAAGUCAGAGGAACAGGUCUUCGAAGCCGCCUUGGCCUGGGUCCGAUACGACCGGGAGCAGAGGGGACCCUGCUUGCCCGAGCUGCUGUCCAACAUCCGCCUGCCUCUCUGCCGCCCCCAGUUCCUGUCUGACAGAGUGCAGCAGGAUGACCUGGUACGCUGCUGCCACAAGUGCAGGGACCUGGUGGACGAAGCGAAGGACUAUCACCUCAUGCCUGAGCGGCGGCCCCACCUCCCGGCCUUCAGAACUCGGCCUCGCUGCUGCACGUCCAUCGCUGGGCUGAUCUACGCCGUGGGGGGGCUCAACUCGGCAGCACAUUUUUAUGCAGGUGAUUCCCUGAAUGUGGUGGAAGUGUUUGACCCCAUCGCCAACCGCUGGGCAAAGUGCCAUCCCAUGACAACGGCCCGCAGCCGGGUGGGCGUGGCCGUGGUGAACGGGCUGCUCUACGCCAUUGGGGGCUACGACGGCCAGCGGCGGCUGAGCACGGUGGAGGCCUACAACCCAGAGACAGACACGUGGGCCCGAGUGGGCAGCAUGAACAGCAAGAGAAGUGCCAUGGGGACCGUCGUGCUAGACGGACAGAUCUACGUCUGUGGGGGCUACGACGGCAGCUCCUCCCUCAACUCCGUGGAGACCUACUCGCCUGAGACAGACAAGUGGACGGUGGUGACCCCGAUGAGUGCAAACCGCAGCGCCGCUGGCGUCACGAUCUUCGAGGGCAGGAUCUAUGUGUCGGGUGGCCACGACGGCCUGCAGAUCUUCAGCAGCGUGGAGCACUACAACCACCACACGGCCACCUGGCACCCGGCCUCUGGCCUGCUGAAUAAGCGCUGCCGGCACGGUGCUGCCUCCCUGGGCAGCAAGAUGUUCGUGUGCGGGGGCUACGACGGCUCCGGCUUCCUGAGCAUCGCCGAGGUGUACAGCUCUGUGGCAGACCAGUGGUGCCUCAUCGUCCCCAUGCACACACGCCGUAGCCGGGUCUCCCUCGUGGCCAGCUGUGGGCGCCUCUAUGCAGUGGGUGGCUAUGACGGACAGUCGAACCUGAGCUCCGUGGAAAUGUAUGACCCUGAGACGGACCGCUGGACGUUCAUGGCCCCCAUGGCGUGCCACGAGGGAGGGGUCGGCGUGGGCUGCAUCCCUCUCCUCACCAUCUAAGGCCAAGGGUGGGAUGCAGUGGGGUCGGGAUCUGGUACAAACCUAGGCACUUCUGUCCGGGGACAAGCCCACCCAGGAGAGGUGGGGGACCAGAAGACGGGGUGAAACGCAAGCUCGCCAGAGGGACGGCUUCUCCAGAUGCUUACGUCCUCCUCCCUGUGCUGCCCUGAUGACCAGAGGCACAGCCUGGGACAGAAGCCCCUCGGAGCCCACAGCCAGGGACAGGAAACUGCUUCAGUGGUUCACACAGCGCCGUGUAGGCUCCAGCCCAGCCCGGCUCCCGCCCACCGCACACCAGGAGCCACCCAUCUGCAGCCAUGCUGCUGUGGGGAGGUCGCAGGGCCCAGCGUGUGGGACGUUGUGGCGUGCAGCUGGAGAGAAAGGGUGUGCGCCAACUGUUCUUCUGCCUGUGCCGGUGCGGCCACCGCAGCACACUCCCAUCGUGGGGCACAGGAGGGUCCCGGCCUCGCCUCUGGGGAAGCAGGGAGGACCCUGGUCUUCUUGUCUAAUUUGGGGAUUUCAGAAAAGUCUUUCCAUCUUGUCCAGGAGAAACAGAAGGGAAAAAAGAUACUUGAAAGAAACUGAAGGAAUGAAACAUUUAAACUGGGAAGAGAAAUAUUUUUUAAGUGAAUAUUUUUUUCCAGGCAGAAAACAUAAAGGACACUAAAGGCAAAUACACAUUUCAGUGGAAAAGCCAUGAGACACAGAAUGGCGGUAUCUGCUCCCACAUCUGGAUCCCAGGGUCCUGAGGCCUUGAGAAGCAGUUGGGGUUCCCUCUGAGCCCCUGAGCCUGGUCCUGCAGCAAGGUGCUCUUGGUUUGUCUCCACACCCGCCAUCAGAGGACUUUCUUAGCGCAGGCCAGGCGAGGCAGCUGCAUUACUGCCACUCUCUCAGGCAGGCAUUCCAGGUGCCCCGGGAACCUCCCUUUGCCACCACAGCACACAUGCAGGCCCCUACUCCCUCUUCCGUUCCUUCCUUUUGGGACCAGCAGGAAACAGCGUGUCCAGCCAGACUCGCUCUGCCCAUCUGUCCUUCCUGCACCCUGUCCUCAUUGUGAUGCUCCUAGGCACAGUGCCCGUUUGUACCUCUAGAACCCAACCAGGGUCCCCCCUCCCACAGCCUGGGUGAGGCUGCCCUUGCCCGCCCCGCCAUCCACCGCCCCUCCGUCCACUCGCCAAUUCCAGGGGUCUGACACCCCCGCAGCCCUUGGCCGCCCAACCAGCAAGGUGGACCUUUACUUCCAAGCAAAUCUGCCUUUAGGGUCUGAAGAACUUAAGGCUGAAAGAAUCUUUUGCUGCUGCAAAGAACAGAUUUUAUAUUUCUUCCUCUAUUCUUGGCACAUGACCUCAUGAAGAGACUGCACACUCCUCCCUGCUCCCCGAUGGGACCUGCACGUCACACCGCGGGACCCGGAAUGGGGACGCUUCGUUACCAUUGCACUGGGCAGUAGAGCUGUCCUUCAACUGCUGCCAAAACCUGCUUUUAUAAAUUCUUCCAGUAGAGACUCGGGAAGGACACAGUUCCUUUUUGCCCAAGACCGGGCCUUCGGGUUCCCCUCGCUGCCUGCCUGGCGCAGCGGGGAGCCUGUUCAGAAGGGCACAGGGCGGCACUGCCUCCCCAUGCCCAGGACCACCAGGUUCACCAGUGUGCAUGAGUGAUCGCUGUGGAGCCCGAGGGAAGGUCCUUGUUACUUGCAGCUUAGGAGCUGGGCCUCUUACAAGCACUUGAAAAUGAUGCUUUUAUUUUAAGCCUCAGCAAGCGCAGAGCUGAGAGUUUGCCGACUCCCGCUCAGUUUGUCUCCAGGGUCAGCCUUGGAGGAGGAAGACCUGUUUCCUGCUGAGAGAAGCCAGCAGCGCUCACCCUGUCGCUGGGAGUCCUUCCCUUGUGACUCUGGGGCAGCACCGAGCAAGCGGGCCUUGCGGGUCUCGGGUGCUGGCCCUCUCUCACCGCGGGGGCGGUGGGGCGCUUUCCCGUGUCCUGCUGUUCCUGUGGUAGCCUCCCUGGGCCUGCCUCCCGCGGGAGAGGCUUCCGAGCCUGAGGCCAGCGUUUCCGAGGAUGAAGCCAGAGCUUUGAUCUGGGCUCUGAGAACAGUUUCCUGAACCCUGUGUUCAAAAACAUCCCGGCCAGUUCCUGGACGGCUCUGUGCAGCGGCUGCGGAGCGCCUCAGUACUGGGGACCACAGGCAGGAGGUGACGCAUGGUCCGAGGGCAUUGUGCCCCAGGGUCUCAGGCGCAGCCCAGCUUGAGCAGAGAACGCCGCUGGGCGCCGCUGUUCCCUGUCCUUGUCACCUUGCCUCCAUGGAUGACACAUAGCUCUCUUCUGGGGUCCCCUGAGACCACAGCCAGAGGGAGCUGGAGACCAGUCUCUUGACCCUGAGAUGUGACUAGGUAGGAACCCCCCAUUUAUUGUUUCACAGAAAAUCCUUUAUUUAUAGAACGCAUGUCAUUUGUUUUAAACCAAAGAGAAGGAAAUAAAGAGAACACUGCUAAUA
This is a messenger RNA of Chinchilla lanigera (long-tailed chinchilla), 4568 nucleotides long. RefSeq names its product kelch-like family member 18 (gene Klhl18). The transcript is spliced from 10 exons. Bases 338 to 2077 code for a protein of 579 amino acids. NCBI's taxonomy places the organism in Eukaryota, Metazoa, Chordata, Mammalia, Rodentia, Chinchillidae. The record is from RefSeq and is a predicted model, not a curated record. Gene Ontology annotation, molecular function: protein binding.